This is a messenger RNA of Penicillium hordei, 981 nucleotides long. RefSeq lists its product as uncharacterized. The record is from RefSeq and is a predicted model, not a curated record. Lineage: Eukaryota; Fungi; Ascomycota; Eurotiomycetes; Eurotiales; Aspergillaceae. The transcript is spliced from 3 exons. Bases 1 to 981 code for a protein of 326 amino acids.
AUGGGUAAAGCCACAACCCUCGACAUCGAGUAUGCCAGUCUCAUGGCCCGAAACCCGGAAGGAACCUUCCUAUACAUCCCACCGACCUUCAAGAAGUUCCACCCAGGCUCGGUCGGCUUCUUCGACGAGAAUGGCGGCUGGAACCAGAUCACCGAUCUCUGCAAGGAAGGACAAUCCAAGACAGACGGCUUCACGGCGCUUGGCCGCACACUAAGCCGCGACGAGCCCACGGCAUCGAUGUGGAAGACCCGGUCCUCGGAGAGCGAAGAUGGGAACCAUGUCCGACUCUCGGGGGGAUUGUCAGCUGCGGCUGCGGCUGCCGUUCCGAUCGAUGUUAACGGCGACGGCAAGCACAAAAACAGCGCUUCAGGGAAAGCGGGUCUUGUGACAAGCAGUCUGGUUAAGCGAGAGAAGAUUCUGGCUCCGUUCGGCAAACCAGUUGGGAAGUGGGCGUCGGAGAAUGCCAAGGCACUUCUUGCGUCGGACUUUUCGACGGAUAUUGAGAAGAAUGGGCUGUGGAUUAUUCAGUCUGCUUGGGUUACUGAUGAGUGUGCUAUUCAUAUGACCAAUAGCAAGGAUAGGGCGAUUGAUGUUGGUUUGGAUAUCGCGGCUACUGGUGUUGGGAAGGUUGGUGGUGGAGGUGGGACUUUUGAGAAGUUGGGAAAUGAGGGUUGGACGACAUAUCAAGCUCAAGAGGGGGACGAGGGUCUGGUCGUCUCAUUCAGCGGAUCACACUAUAAGCCGCGUAUGUUCCAGAGAUUCCGAAGCGACCCUCUCAAACAAUCCACGGCCGACAGCUACCUGCGCGGUGGCGGUGAGCUCGUCGAUGAAUUAGAUUUUGAAGUUGAGAGGAUUGGUGUGAGCAACAGUGAUAUCGAGGAAGAAGAAGAAGCUGAGAAGGAAGAGAAGAUACAAGCGGAAUUAGAGGCGAAGAGUGCGAUCCUGAAGAACACUGUGACUCAUGAAGUUGAGUCGCUUUAA